AUGAGUCGACAGAAGGGCAGAGGAUCGAAGAGUGUCUCCUGUCCAUCAGAGGCUUCACCCUACACUGACCUCCAAUGCUUUCUCAACCUUCAGAAAGACUCAGAUAUGUCUGCUUCUCUGAAUCCUGUCUCACCUGCUCAAUCAACAAUCUCCGAGGUACCAGCGGAAACAAUAGAAUCACCGGGCGCCUCUGGAUUAGGUGAGAAACAUGAUGUGCAGAAGGUUCUUAGGUUACUUCAGCCAUUACCCACCAAAGCGGACAUACCCACUAAAGCCGACUUCGUAUCCCUAGAAAACAAGUUACGGGAAGUGGUGCACUCAGAAAUCUCUGCAAUUAAGAUGGAGUUAAUGCAUCUGGGGACUCGCAUAGAUACAUUGGAAACCAGUGGAGAGGAGACCAGUGCUUUUCACCACGCCUCAGUGGAUACUGUGAAGCUGCAGGCUGUGGAAAUCCAAAACUUAAGGGAUCAUUUAGAUGAUAUAGACAAUAGGGGGUGCAGAAACAAUUUAAGGACACAAGGCAUUCCUGAGGACAUUCCACAUCAAGGUCUCCAAGAUAAAGAAUUAUCAGAUGAUGUAGAACAGAAAACAUCAGAUAGUUUUAUACAGAGCCGAAAAGGCACCCCCCGUGCAACAUCCGACACCGAGGACGCUCGGUUACCGGGGGUAGGACCACACCGCAUUUCCAACACGGAGGUAAUCGGACUUAAAUUGUCUAAUGCUGCUAUCUGCCAGUUCACCCAUGUGCUCAGGAUCUUCAUUGAAUUCAACCACAUAUUGCUGCCUUCUUCUGAUUCGCUCAGAAAAACAUGUCCGCACGCCUCCUCACACUAUCCUAAGAAGAGGACAUUUUCAUGUUUGGAGUGCGGGAAAUGCGUUGCCAGCAGAUCUGCUCUUACUACGCACAAGCGGAUUCACUCUGGCGAGAAGCCAUUUAAGUGCACGGAAUGCGGCAAAUGUUUUCUCCAGAGAUCCGACCUUGUCAGGCAUCAACGCACUCACACCGGGGAGAGGCCAUUUUCAUGCCAGGAGUGCGGGAGAAGUUAUGGCAGCAGUUCUGCCCUUACAUUGCACCAGCGGAUCCACUCCGGCAAGAAGCCGUUUAAGUGCUCGGAGUGCGACAUGUCUUUUGUCCAGAAAGCCAAACUUGUCAGACAUCAAUUCACUCACACCGGGGAGAGGCCAUUUUCAUGCACAGAGUGCAGCAAAUGCUUUGCCCAGAAACUCAGCCUUGUCAGGCAUCAGCGCAUUCACAAUGGGGAGAGACUAUUUUCAUGCCCAGAGUGUGGGGGAUGCUAUACAAGCAGUUCAGCCCUUACUAAGCACCUGCAGAUUCACUCCGGCGAGAAGCCUUUUAAGUGCACAGAGUGCGACAAAUGAUUUGUCCAGAGAGACGACCUUGUCAGGCAUCAGCGCACUCAUAUCGGGUAGAGGCCAUAUGAGUGUGCCCAGUGUGGCUGCUGCUUCUCUGCCUGUUCAAAUAUUUAUCAUCAUCAAAGAGUUCACACCGGUCUAGGUGAAUAAACUGCCCAUCACAAACAUAACAAGGCUCGUUUACAAAUAAGAAACUGGUCAUAUUUUCCUACCCAAAAUAUAAUAAGGUGCAGGGCUACGUUUUUGGGCCUCAGUUUUGCAAUAUAGUAGGUGCUGUGUCCUCUUAUGGAUCCAUCUAAAAAUGUGCAUACUGGCUAUAGUCAGAGCCAGCCCUAACCAAUAUGAUGCCCUAGGCAAGGUUUUGGCUGGUGCCCCCUAGCACCGCCGUUAGUUCUGCACGACAUGCCUGGCACGAGUAAUCUGGCAUCUCUGCUAACGUUGGGGAGCCUUUUGUUUAUGAAAAUACAUCUUAUUUGCAUUACUAUGUGGCUAGGAUGCACAAGCAGCUUUUGCUGAUUAA
Molecule: messenger RNA, 1894 nt
Organism: Pseudophryne corroboree (corroboree frog)
Lineage: Eukaryota; Metazoa; Chordata; Amphibia; Anura; Myobatrachidae
Product: zinc finger protein 37 homolog
Exons: 4
Coding region: 1-1380 (459 amino acids)
Biological process (GO): regulation of transcription by RNA polymerase II
Cellular component (GO): nucleoplasm
Molecular function (GO): RNA polymerase II cis-regulatory region sequence-specific DNA binding; DNA-binding transcription repressor activity, RNA polymerase II-specific
Source: RefSeq, a predicted model, not a curated record